Molecule: messenger RNA, 2361 nt
Organism: Aspergillus alliaceus
Lineage: Eukaryota; Fungi; Ascomycota; Eurotiomycetes; Eurotiales; Aspergillaceae
Exons: 1
Coding region: 552-2228 (558 amino acids)
Biological process (GO): protein refolding
Cellular component (GO): cytoplasm
Source: RefSeq, a predicted model, not a curated record
AAAGUUUACGUCCACCUCCCAAAUCACUGCCAAUAGGCAUUUGCCGUCCCCGUUUUUGCCUCCUCGUACCUGGGCUGAUUAGCGUUAUUAUUCCUACAACUCCCUUCUCCUACUCCUUCCGUUUUCUUCCUGAUUUCUCCUUACUGUGUGUCCUCUAUCAUAUCAUAUCAUCACCUUGCAUGGACUGUGUUUUACCCAUAAUCUGCUAAUCAACUUCUCUUGGCUUCGCGGGCAUUCUCGAUGAAUUGGUCAUUGUUGCGCACAGUGAACUGAUUGUCACAAGUUUACCCACGUCACCUCAUCCAUUCAAUUCCUUUCAUUCUUUCAUUUAUUUCCCCCUGUUUGAUACCCGGACUUUUUUAAACAACGCCACCGACGAGCAACACUAAACGUUUAUAUCUCACAUACACUUAUAACUCCGAUUUCAAUUUCCCCGCCCACACACAAACCCCCUCUUCCAAUUCAACUAUUAUUCACCUAUUUUCUCUCCGACAAAACGAUCUCGAAUGUUCAAUUUAUGUUUCCCAGUCUUUUUUUGAUCGGUUCCAAUCAUGUCAUCCACGCUAGAUUUCGAUCCAUAUGCGGUGUUAGGGGUACCGAAAGAUGCGACCUUGGCAGAUAUCAAAACCGCCCGUCGGAAACUCGCGCUCAAAUAUCAUCCGGAUAAACUCAAAGACAAAUCUGUCGGGGAUGAGUUUCAAUGCGUUCAGCGGGCUUUCGAGCUUCUCUCUGAUGAGACGGAGAGGACCAAGUAUGACCAGAAAGUUCGCAUCCAGGAACUCCGACGCGAGAUGGCGGCAACCGCGGGCGGGUCGGCAUCCUACGCUCAACGGGGGAGUACAGUCCGGGAGUAUCGGGAUGGGCGCAUCUAUGAAGAGAGAAGUCCCGCUGAUAUGUAUGAGGAUAUUCCGUAUGCGAAGGAGCCACGGUCGACAUCACGCAAGAACGAUGAGUUUGGGGGGAUGCGACAACGGACGAGAGCAUCGGAGGAAAAGAAGAAGACCAAGAGUGUUCCUCUUAGUACUCCUCGCUCAACGAAGGAUACGGCUCGCAGCGGCUCCAGAACGACCCACACGGACCGGGACAAGUACCGUACCAAGGAACGGCGACGGGAAGCUUACGACAAGUUGUAUUCGUCCUAUGGCGGGGAAGCUUCCGACUCGAGCACGGAGUCUGUUUGGGUGCGCGUGAAGCGUCCGACGACACGGCGGGAAUCAUCUUCUCGGAAGUCCAAGCCAACCGAGUCUUCGCGCCGACACGAACGGCGGUAUGAAGAUGAUUACUCUGACGGAUGGGAUAAGCAUGAAAAGCUACAUUCUACAGCCGAAAGUUACAUUCGCCGCUCCAAAGGAACGAUUCCCGCCGAGCGCGAUCCCAAACCACGCUCAUCCCGCUCCCCCCUCGGCUAUCAAGGAUACGAGUCAGCGGAUCCGGAGUCAUCCUCCUCCCGACGUGUCGGUCGUUCAAGGCGCUCGAAGGAAAGCGUACGACCCGAUACUUCCCGUCAUGGCUCAUACGAGGAUCUCGAGAGUUAUGACCAUCAAUCUCGCAGUUACGAUUCCAAAAUCCCGCCCAUGCCAAUGGCCGCCACAAGUUCAGGAAUGAAAUCCUCCUCGUCUGCCCGGCCUUCUCUCCAGCCCUCACGGUCCGCGACUGCUUCUUAUUCUCGAUCGAAGAGAGAAGGCAGUAGCCGCUCGGACCCGGUGCUUCUGGGCAUGGUGUACUCUGACCCGCCUCCUCGUACUACAAAAGUGAGAGGCGCGGAGAAGCCUGAUUCGGGGUACUCAAGUCCGGGUACUCCGGAAAUGGUACCAGGGGAGAGUCCUCCCAAGACUCGUUAUAAGGUUUUCCACGACCCUAUUGUUGACGAUCCCGAGACCAUUCUGGUAGAACCAAGUAUACCAUCACAUUCGCACCCAUCUCCGAGACACUCAAGGACAUACUUACCACCACAAGAACGUUCGACACGCGCUCCACCGAAACCAGUUCGGAGCAGUACGUACGCUUACACCCCAGAGUCGUCCAAACGCUACGAACAAGUCCGGCCAGAGGCGGCUAGACAAUCGUCGAGCAGACUGUUUGGCGAAGUCGACUACAGUUCUCGCCCGAAGGAAAAGGAUAUUAGGUAUGCCCGAGAGAUCGGACCGGACCAAAUAAAAUAUUCUUCCCGCCACCACUACGACAACUACCACAUACCAGUCGGCAGGCGACAGUCUACUUACAGUUAACCAGUCUACAAUAACGACAGCAAUAUUUUUUCCAUUCAAGAUUCGCUUUGGAUCGCAAUACUUGGCACGUUCCUUUUUUCUUGUUCUUUUUUUUUUCCCAAUUUCUCCGCGCCCAUAGACGGGCUGAGGAACC